AUUACGUUCAGGACCCACGAGAAAAGGUGUGUGAGAAUGGGUCGAAGUGGAAGCUCGACUGCAACACCUGUGUGUGCGUUGACGAGAGAGCACGUUGCACACGGAAGGCUUGUGAUGUUUCACGGACAACAGAAUUGCCCCCUGAUGCAGUGUGCAAACCCGGGUCAUUCUGGAAAGAAGAAUGCAACACGUGUAGGUGUUCCAACACUGGGAGGGCGGUAGCGUGUACUGUCAAGGCCUGUAUUGGCACUACAGAAAAUGCAGAUGAACCGAAGUGUACUGACGGAUCAAAAUGGAAGCGAGACGACUGCAAUUGGUGUGAUUGCGUUGAGGGAAAAAUCCGCUGCACCCAGAGAGUGUGUGGCCACCCUACACCACAGAUACGCCAGUUUGAAGAAAAGGAGGAAAUGUGUACCGAAGGCUCGAGAUGGAGAGUUAGCUGCAACUGGUGUAGCUGCAUGAACGGUACAGGAGGAUGUACCAAGAAAGGAUGCCCUCCAGAUUUUGAAGAAAGGACAGAUGCCCCUGAAUGUGAAGGGACUUCCAGAUGGAAGAAGGAUUGCAACUGGUGCAACUGUCAUAAUGGCAGAGGGAUUUGCACAACAAGAGCUUGCAUAAGCACCCCUGCUGUGCAUUCUCAGCCAACAGUGGAAGUAACAGUGACUCAAGAGGAACCUGAGUGUACAGAGGGAUCACGCUGGCUACAGUCAUGCAACUCCUGCCGUUGUAUUGAAGGAAAAGCAGCUUGUUCAAAGAGAAGGUGUAUCCCAGAUUUUGAGCCCUCACCAGACGAGCCUGUUUGUCAUGGCAAUUCCAGUUGGAGAGUGGACUGCAAUUGGUGUAACUGUGCAAAUGGAAAAGCCAUUUGUACUUAUAAGGCUUGUGGAGUACAACGACCUCAAGCACCACCAGUGGCAGUAACUGUCACACGAGAGGAAGGAGCCACAUGCACUGAAGGAUCUCAUUGGCGUCUCGACUGCAACUGGUGUCGUUGCAUCAAAGGCCAAGGGGCAUGUACUAAGAGAGGAUGCAGCGCUGAUGAAGCCCCAGGUCCCGAUGACCCUGUAUGUGAAGGAACUUCAUCAUGGAAACGUGACUGCAACUGGUGUAACUGUGAAGAUGGAAAGGCAGUUUGCACGGAAAUGGCAUGUGACCUUGAAGGUCGAAGCUUUGGUUCAGUUGGUGUACAGGAAAACCCAACUCCGAAACCCUGCAUUAAUGGAACAACAUGGUCAGCGGAUUGUAACCAAUGCUCCUGUGUGAAUGGAGUUGGCAGAUGUACUCGCCGCUUUUGCCGUCACCCACCUGUCAACCCCAUCUGUAAUCUGCCAUCAGUUUAUCCAGAUGUAGACAGAUGUCGCGGAUUUGAAAGUUUGUGGACAUUUGACAGCUAUGAAGGAAGAUGUGUAGCAAUUGUCUAUGGAGGUUGUGGAGGAACGGAGAACUUGUUUGAGACGAAGGCAGCGUGCGAAGCCAAGUGCACCAGAGCCGCUCAGGGGUCUCUUCGAUCUGCAGCAGGUAGCCAAGAAGACAAAUGCCAACUGAAACUCGAGUCUGGACCAUGCUUUGGCCUUUUCUAUCGCUAUGGGUACAACUCUGCCAAUGGUCGAUGCGAGCAGUUUAUAUUUGGAGGUUGUGGUGGAAAUGCCAACAACUUUGAGACAGCCCAAGAGUGCCAGGAGCAAUGUGGAGGAGGAGUGCCCGUGUCUGACUCAUCAUGUGAUCGGACAAAAUGCCCCUGGAAGCGCUGGGCUCAUUAUCUCGUCAAGAACUGCAUCCCACAGUACGAGGAUGGUGCCUGCUGUCCGACUAGCUUCUCAUGUCCUCCUUCAGACUCUGUUAUACCAGACCCAACGAAAUGUUACUACAGAGGUAAUUUCUACGAAAAUGGUGAAGAAGUGCCUGUGGAAGACGUCUGUUCAGCUAGCUGUCGUUGCCAUGCCGAGACCGCGCCUCAGAUACACUGUGCCAACAUUGAGUGCCCUAGCUUGUUCAGGCCUCCUCGCCCUGGGUGCCGUCUCCUCUUCUCUCCUGACCAGUGCUGCUCAACAGACGAGGAGUGCCUUUUCAUGAACAGGGACCCCGCAGCACCACCAGACUUAGAGACUCGUGCUGUUGGGUGCUCAUGGGGCAACAAGACUUACCAAAUUGGAGAUAAGAUGUACUUCGAUGAUUUCCAAUGCCAGUCUUGUGUGUGUACUCCAGAGUUCACAAGCCCAACAGGUCCUGGUUGUUCAAAGAUUGACUGUGGAUUUGAAUUCCGAUACACCUCCAGGCUUGCAGAUGGUUGUGUGCCAAUUUUCUUCGAGGAUAAGUUUGUUCCAUUGACUGGCUGUGUCCUGGAGACAGUCGCAUCACACCAACUGAUGCAGUACAGCAGCAACAAAGAGUUUCACCACAGAAAAAAAGAUGAUCAGUGCCAUUUAGGAGAGCUCACUAUUAGCCACGGUUCAAAACUCAACAUUAACAACUGCAGGAUUGACUGCAGGUGCACAACACCUCCUGAGCUGACCUGUGUUCAGUACAGGUCAUGUGAGUUGGCUGCAGAGGUUACCCAACCAAAAGAUUGCCCUGAAGUAAACUGUCCUCCAGCAUGCCAGACUAUUACUGAUGUUGCCACUGGGUGUCCAGUAUGUUCCUGCACUAAAUAUACUUUCUCCUGUGAAAAGAAGGAAUGCCCAAGUGGCUGUCGAACUGAUUUUGACAGCAAAACUGGUUGUCUUACUUGUAAAUGUCAGUGUCCUAAACACCCAGUCCCAUGUCCCAUGGACUGUGCUGUGCGACAUGUUAUGGAUGAAACAACAGGGUGUGAGGUGUGUGAAUGUGAUCCCAAUAACCCUGGGAAUCCUUUUGUUCCUCUUGGUCGCUCCAAUUGUCCCACCUAUCCUCUUGGACGUCUCCCAUGCCCUCAGGAUUGUGCAGUCAGAACAGUUGUAGAUGAGAGAGUUGUGAGAAAUGUGAGUGUGAUCCAAUCAUCCUGGAAACCCAUUUGGCCCUCCACAACGCUCUGACUGUCCCACAGACUACACUGGACGAGCUCCAUGCCCCAUGGAUUGUGCCAUUCGUUAUGUCACUGACCCGGAAACAGGCUGUGAGAAGUGUGAAUGUGACCCUGCAAAUCCUGGUCAUCCCUUUGGUCUCCCCUUGGUUCAAAUUGCC
Molecule: messenger RNA, 3159 nt
Organism: Penaeus vannamei (Pacific white shrimp)
Lineage: Eukaryota; Metazoa; Arthropoda; Malacostraca; Decapoda; Penaeidae
Source: RefSeq, a predicted model, not a curated record